Amphiprion ocellaris (clown anemonefish) is the source of this 3414-nucleotide messenger RNA. RefSeq names its product oocyte zinc finger protein XlCOF7.1-like. The transcript is spliced from 3 exons. Lineage: Eukaryota; Metazoa; Chordata; Actinopteri; Pomacentridae. The coding region runs from base 166 to 2352 and encodes 728 amino acids. The record is from RefSeq and is a predicted model, not a curated record.
CAGUUCAUUCCUCAUGUUCUAGUUAAUGUUUUAUUUUGAAAGGACUUCCCAGAAGCGGCAGUGGCGCUGAUCUGACGGUUGUCGCUGUUAGCAGACGAACCGGGGGCUGGGUCCGGAUAACGGAACGAACCCAUCUCAGUCCUGUACUGUGUGCAGAGACCCGAGAUGGACCGACACCGGGAACCGCUGCCUGUGGAUAUAAAGCUGGAACCGGAGCAGCAGAGGGCCGACUUCCAGCAAAGCGAAGACGAAUAUGUCCUUAAAGGGGAGAGCUCCAGUGUGGACCAAGAGGACUCAAAGCCCUCCUACAUUAAACAGGAGCAGGAGGAACUGUGGAGCAGUGAGGAGGCUGAUACCAAGUUCACCCUCAGACCUGCUCCUGUGAAGACAGAAGAUGAUGAAGUCUCAGAUGUCGAACAGCUGCUUAUAAAGAAAGAAGAGAAGGAGAGGAGCUGUAGCCUGAACCAGAUAGUCCAGGAAGACCCAGAACCCCGACACAUCAAAGAGGAGCAGGAGGAACUGUGGAGCAGUAAAUCAGAGCCAGUCUGGAACUCAUCUCCAGAGAGACGUUUAGAACCAGGCUCUGAGACUUCUGAGCUUUCAGGGUGUAAGUUGGAGAAUUCUGAUGGUGAUAGCCAGGACCGCAGUGAACCUCAGUCCAUUUUAAAGUCCCUGAAAAUCAUCAAAGUGCCUGUGAGAAAAAUGAGAUGCAAUGCCAGUAAGAAAACGUACAGCUGCAAGGAGUGCGGGAAAAUAUUCGGCCGCAGUCCACACCUGAAGAUACACAUGAGGACGCACACUGGAGAGAGACCGUUCAGCUGCUCCAUCUGCGGGAAAAGCUUUGCUCAGAAGGUGAACCUGACGUAUCACAUGUCUGUCCACACCGGCGAAAAACCCUUCAGCUGCCGUUUCUGCAAAGAGAAAUUCACCUGGUACACUCAGCUGAAGAAUCACCACUGUGAUCGUGAGUUUUCAGAGCUUCCUCAAACUGAAGCUGAGGAGGACAAUGAUACAGAGAAAGUCUUCACUUGCUCUGAGUGCGGCAAAAUAUUCAGCCGCAAGCACAACCUGAACAUACACAUGAGGAUCCACACUGGAGAGAGACCGUUCAGCUGCUCUGUUUGCAAGAAGAGCUUCAAACACGGAGGACACCUGACGCAACACAUGGCCGUCCAUGCUAAGGAGAACCGCUUCAACUGUUGCAUUUGUGACAAAAAAUUCACGUGGCUUUACCAGCUCAGACGACACUCGUGUGGUAGUGAGUCCUCUCAGCUGCAAGAACCCCAAACCAGUCAGGAGGGUGAGACGUUUGGAAUCCGGCAGGAGGCUGAGGUCAUGGUCACUUCUGUCACUGUGAAGAGCGAAGAGGUUGAAGAGAAACCUCAGCUUCAUCACAGAGACUUUGAGCAAGGAUCACAACCACAAACUGAAGACAGGAAAGGAACCAAAGAGUCUGUGAGUGUCCCUGCAGGUAAUACAGGAUGCAAUCUAGGCAGGAAGUCGUUCAGCUGCUCCGAGUGCGGCAAGACAUUUGUCCGAAAAGAGCAUCUGAAGACCCAUGUCAGAAUCCACACUGGAGAGAGACCAUUCAUCUGCUCUGUCUGUGGUAAAACCUUUGGCUGCAAGCGGUCGCUGCUGGGUCACAUGACCAGUCACACUGGAGAGAAACCCUUCAACUGCUUUCAGUGUGGAAAACGAUUUGGCCGCAUGGUCAACCUGAAAACCCACGAGAGGCUUCACACAGGUGAGCGUCCAUUCAGCUGUCCAUUCUGUGGCAAAGGUUUCACUCAGAAGGUUCACAUGACUCAGCACAUGGCCGUCCACACAGGUCAGAAACAAUUCACCUGCAGCGUCUGUGACAAGAAGUUCACUUGGCUGUCAGGCUUCAGGCGACACAAAUGUGGCCGUGAAGAGCAUAAUGACUGCCAGACUGAAGAAAACUCAGAGCUAGCACCGGGCGAGAAACCGUUUCGCUGCCUUAAGUGUGGUAACAGGUUCAGUCAUAAACACAAUCUGAAAACACACAUGAGGAUUCACACCGGAGAGAAACCGUUCAGCUGCUCCGUCUGCAGUAAAAGUUUUUUAGCAAGUGCAGCUCUGAAGAAACACCUGAGGACUCACUCAGGUGAGAAACCCUUCAGUUGCUCCGUCUGUGGCAUCAGGUUCACUCAGGGAGGAAACCUGAAAAGACACAUGAUGCAGCACACCAGGGAGGCCAGAGAGAAACCAUUUCACUGCUCAGUGUGUGGUAAAGGCUUUACGCAGGUGUCGAAUAUGAAGCGACACAUGACAAAACACACAGAAACACGUCAGCCACAGGAAGACAAAGCUGUGACCAGCUCAGAACAUUGACCGGAAGAAAAUGAAAGCCUGCUGACAUCUGACAGCAAACCAUCUGACUGCUCAUAGCGCUUAUUUUAUUAUUUUAAAAGUGUGAUAUCAGAUCAGAAUGUAUUUUUUUAAAUGAGUUUAAAGGUGUUUCAGUCCCCAUAAGUUGCACAUCUGAAAUGUGUUUAUGAUGUAAACAGCCUUUAAAAAAAAGAGAAAUCAGGCAGUUUUCCACUGCAGGAACUUGCAGACUGUUUUGUAGUUGCCUGGACCGUUGCCUGGAAUCGUCUACGAAGUGCCAUUUUUCUAUCUUCUCAAAGUGUACCAUCCAGUAGCUGUACCUUGUGUUUUGGUGCACUUAGAGUUGACAUCACAGUCAAAGCUGUUGGAUCCUACAAAGCCUGAGUUCCUGCAGUGGAAAGGCACCCUAUGUUUUCUGGUUUUUCAUUGAUAUGUUCAGUGACUGUUUGACAAUCUCAUAUUUUGAGCCUUGACUAUAUAAAAAAGAAAAUCUAUGUUAUAUUUAUAUGUGUUUAUCCGUCUUAAAGCAGUUGGAUGAAGCAGCUGACAGGUAAAUGGGUUUGGAGGAUCUCUCUCUGAACAACAGAACUCAAAGUGCAGUCUUCCACCAAUACCCUGUCUCACAGUUUUACCAAAAGAUGAUCUAGAUCCACGUCAUAUCAAUCGUCUUUUCAGAAUCAGCAAAGACCAGUAAAAUAUGUUAAUCUGUGUUUGUUUGUUUGAUUAAGUAGGGUUAGGGUUAGGGUAAACCUGACCAUCUGCACACCGGACCCGGUGCUGCAUAAAGCCUUAUGAUUGGACCGGUCACAGGACCUUUAAAGUGAGAUCAGGUGAAAUGUGUGUGGAGGAAACAUCUUCAUCCUCAUUCUGAUUGUUUAUUAUGGACUGAAAAACUGUCAGGAACACGGAGUUGUGUUGAUUCAUCUGGUUUUGUCUGCCCAAAUAGAUUAAGUUCACCCACACAUAAAUAUUUUAUUCAUAAAGCUGCAGUCAAAAUAAGUUUUUCUAAUGAUGUCUUCGAUGAUAAUCAGUUAUUAAAACUGUUGCUGAUUGUUCUUGUUUCCA